Molecule: messenger RNA, 1485 nt
Organism: Racocetra fulgida
Lineage: Eukaryota; Fungi; Glomeromycota; Glomeromycetes; Diversisporales; Gigasporaceae
Source: the annotation of a GenBank genome assembly
AUGGAAAAGAUAAAUGGACGAGGUCCACCUCAAAGCUCUUCCUGUCAAUCCUAUCAACCUUUUUCACAGCAACUUCCGGUGUCUUUUCGUUUACCACCAAUCCCUGUCCAAGCUCGUGUUAAUAAGACAGUUUUAGGAAGCACAGAGAUUGUCCAAAAAACUAGUGUAAACAACGCAUUUGUUAAUAACGAUCCGUUUAUUCCUUUAAAUCCGUUAACAACUGAAGAGAUUAGAGUGUUUGAAGAUAAAAAGGCAGCUGAAAAUAAUGCAAGAAAGAGACGGAGAAGUUCAGAAUUUGAUAAAUGGAAGCGUCCAAAUAGUCAAGAGACUCCUUGGCUAAGCAACGAAUGCAACGUUAAAUAUACAAGUGUGGUUCAAAGAUUGCACUAUGAAAUUCUGGAAUUUUUUGAUUAUCUUUUGCCAACAGAUUUAGAACGUUUAUUACGUGCCUAUGUAAUAAAACGUAUCGAGAUGGCAAUCAGAGCGGUUUACUCAACUGCAGAAGUAUUGGCGUUUGGAAGUUAUAAUACGGAUCUUUAUCUUCCAACAAGUGAUAUUGACCUAGUAUGUUUUAUACAUCAAAGGAAUCCAUUAAGAGAUAUUGUAUCAAUAUUAACUAAAAAUAAUAUUUGUGAAGGCAGACCUAUUGCAAUUGCGAAUGCAGUGUUACACCCUGAAAUUCAAAAAGGCGUAGUUGUUCCUGAAGAUGAAAAUCUAGGUGUAUUGCUUAUUGAGUUUUUCGAACUUUAUGGCAUUCAUUAUAAUUAUGAAGAUCUUGCUAUACGUGUUGCGAAGGAUAAAAGAUCUGGAUUAAAUAUAGGGUAUUAUCAAAAAAAAUAUGAAGACUGGGCAACGAAAGAUCCAAUUACAAACAUUUGUAUACAAGAUCCAUCUGACUCCACCAAUGAUAUAGCGCGUUCAACGAAAAAUAUGCGCAUAAUUAAGGACGAAUUCCAGCACGCAUUUGAACGCUUGGUCACUCGGGUCGGCUAUUUGGAACGUUGUACACCCCGCGAUGAAGAUGGUACAUUUAAGGACCUGCAAAGUCAGUCAAUAUUAUCUUCUAUUGUCUACAUUAAUUCUGAUAUCCGAAAGCGUCGGGAUCAACUUUACAAGGAUUAUAAAAACGGUGUCCUUGGCAGUGUAUUGUCCCAAUAUGGAACAGACCCUUCCCGGUUUCUACGGCAUCGUGAUGUCGACAUUAUCUUAGACACGUUCAGGUUUGAAAUUGCGGAAACUGAUCGUUUAAGAAAUUUUAAAUUUGCACGGAUAAGAAGUAAAAAUGAUAGGCAUUAUAUUCCGCCAUCUCCAAAAAAGCGUGAAAGAUCACCAGUGUAUAUUGAAGAAAGUUCGGAUAUGGAAAUGUCCGAUGAAUUUAUUUCUGAUUAUUAUAUUCCAAAUGACAAGAAAUCUAGAAAUGUUACUGAUGAUUACAAUGGGAAAAGGAGAUCAAAGAAAAGGCAUAAGCGAGAUAGAGGAGAUUAA